UAAUAAUAAUAUGGCUAUAUACAAGAACCAAGACUGGAAAGCUAUGCUGGAACUACAAUUGAACUAUGUUACCAGAUUAAUGGUGAAGCCCAGUGCUGUGAUAAUGCUGUAAUAAUGCUGUGAUAAUGAUCUGGCCAGCAGACACUUGGUGAUAGACAGUGACACACCAAGCAAAAAAAAAAUAAUAUUGGACGAGUCUGGGCCCAGCUCUCAGAUAUAUACAGAUGGCUAGACAGUUAAUUUGAAUGAAAGUCCACCCCCACCUCAAGUGUCAAGGGAGAGGGGUGUGAGAUGACUGUGCUGACGUAGAGCCGAUUAGGUUCCUAUAUCAUUAACUCUAUGUGACACAGUAUCCCUGAAGGGACCAAUUUUAUAUUCCAAACAAAGCUCAGCUUUCUGCUGUUUAUGCAGAUUGAGCUUCUGCAUUUGCCUGUAUUUAUCCAUUACUGUUCUAACAUUCUUUUACCUUAGAGUAUUUAUUCCUGAAAUCCGCAUUAGAAAUAUAUAAACUGUGGACAGGUUAUUUGUAUAUAGUGUAAAAUAGGGGUGCAUUGAUACCCUAGUGCAAGUACUAGGGUCGAUACAAAACUCAUUUACUUGUUCUCUUCCUUGUGACAAUGCCCCAAUGCCUAUAAUUUUCACCGUGUCAUCACGUAUUAGUGAUGUCACUAACAAGCAAAAAAAAGUGUGUAGCUUAGUUUUUUUUCCCUGCUCCACCUCAAAUGAUUCAGCUCAAGGGCUGUGUGGUAAUUAGCACAAGGAGCUGAGUCAGAUGUGUUAAAUGAGGGGAAACCAAAAUCUGUGCAGGACUCUGGCCCUCCAGGACUGGAGUUUGAGACCCCAGAUUUAGAGCAUGUAUGAAAACAAGUUCAUACAACACAAAUAAUGCAAUUAAACAUGUAAAAGCUAAACAGAAGUAUGAUUAUGAUGCAAUUGCCCCCAGCAGCACUCUGCAACAACCCACCAUGCAGCAAACACUAGCACAGAGAGAGAAAAUGUCAAACGAUAAACCCUGUGCAGUGAAACUAACAGAAGCGCUAACCCAAUAUAUUGUUCUUGACGAUUGAACAUAAGGUGCCGUAACGGUGUCGAGAUUGUAGUAAUUUUUGAGUUGAGUUGGUAUGUGGUGUAAAAAGUUUGUGAGCCACUGCUUUAUAAGUUUUUAGAUACCCUGUGGCAUGUUAUUGAAUCAUGAAUAAAUCUGGUGCACUGAUCUAUUGACAAAUUUUAAUGUACGAUCCAUAUGUCAUUUUUACAUGAAUUUACAUAUUUUAUAGAAAAAAACAGUUCCCCACUUUGUGCUAGGUGCAUGUGGGUGUGUGUGUGGGGGGUAAUUUUGAUAUUAUUGUUUAUCCUGAAUUUUUUAAUUAAAGUAUUGCAUAUUACUUUUUUGGUACUCAUACUCGGUCAGAAAAAAAUGGUACUGAUGCAUCCUUAGUAUAAAGUGCAUAUAAUGUGUUUUUCGUUGCCUGAUUUGUUGUGGAAUAGUAAUAAUCAGCUAUACUGAGAGGCCACAAGUCACAAAAACCUUCUGAACUUCAUUUGGAAAGUGAGAGACUGCUUCUAUACAUGGUAUGGUAUGGGAGUGGCCUAAAUACCCUGUACCCUAAAUUGUUUUUUAUCGCUUAAUGGUUAAAGAUGAGAUAUUCUGAAGGUAGAAUCAGAUCAGUCAGUUUAAACUGCAGAUGUCUGAGUAUUCUAUUUCACAUUUACAUUUUAUAUAUUUUGAUAAGUUGAUACAAUGUUCUAUAAAAAUCUGUCUUGCAACUAAUGUAGGUGUUUUUUUCCAGUACAUUUACAUGUAAUGGCGUAAACCAAGAGCUAUAACUUUGAAAUAACAAAAACACAAACAUUUUUAAAUAGCACAAACAUGGUACAAACAAUUGAGAGUGGUUUGGCCCAAACAGGACACACGGUGGUGAGAUCACCAUGUAAACAAACAUUUAUAUCUCCAAAACUAAAGCAGCCCAAAGCAUGUCAAUGUAAAUGGUAAUGUAUAUUAAGACACACAAAGAAACACAAGUAAUUUACUAAUUCUAUUCAUUUUCUAUAACUGCUUGUCCUAUUCAGGGUUGUGGGGGGUCUGGAAACUAUGGGUGCAAGGCAUGGAACAACGUAGGAUGGGGUACCAACUCAUUGCAGGGCACACUAACACACCUUUAACAAUCUGAAAAUUCCAAUUAACCUCAGUGUGUUUUUGGACUGUGAGGGGCUAAUGGAGGAACUGGAGUAGCAAAAGGAAACCUCAUGACAAUACAGGGAGAACGUGUAAGCUCCACACACAUGGAGCCAUGAGAUUCGAAUGCUGGUCCCAGCGGUGUGAGGCAUUAGUGCUAACCAAUGUACCACUGUGCCACCCAAAACCAUCUAACUGCUGGAGAAAAAACUGGCAUGUACAGUACUGUAAGUGGAAGUGCGAUAAAUGAUUAGGUAUAGUUUCAGAGUUACUUAUCACAACUAGGACUCAGAAAACACAUUAAAACACAUUUGUUGGCUUUCACAUUUCCAGGUGAUCCAUCCAGUACUUCUAGAAAUCGUACUUAAGAGAAUGGCGAACACAUAAUUACUGUGAUAAUUGCCAAUUAGUCGGGUUACUUGUCUGAUAUUGUCCAUUACAAAUAAUUUCAUCAUAUUGCCCAGCCCUAGGCUGGCACCGAAUAACCAUAUGGGCAUUUGGCCACGUGCCUAGGGGCACCUCGUCCUUAGGGGGCACCAAGAAAAGCAGCCCCCCAUAAGCCUCCCCCCCAGUCCCAUUCCCAAAUGUUUUUUUACAAGUUCAUACGGUUCAAUAUCUAAUACGUUUAAUAAGAUUAUAUAUUUUAUAUAUUUUAAUAUGGAAGUCACUAAAAAGCCUAUGUAAUGUUUUCCCUGUGUUAGGUGCAUUUAUGUAUUUUGUGAGCCAACAAUCAGCUCUGUUUCUUUCUGAAGUGACGUAAUACUCUUAAUCCGGAUCUGGCCCUAGGUGCCAAUGUAAAAAUGGUUAAGCCCCUCUGUCAGGCUUGUACGCGUACAGACAGACAGAUACAGUCAGCCUUUCUGUCUUGUUCAGAAGAGCGGGCAUCCUUAGGCAUAUAACUGAAUAAAUCCCUCUUUUGUCUGUACAGCAUAUUAUCUACUUUCACCCACUUACUGUCAUGCCUGUGUUCUCUGUCCUAGUUGAGUGGCAGACCAUGUCUCAGAAGAAGAUUUUUCUGCUCUUGGUGGCGAUUAGCAGCGCGCUCCUGCUUCGUCACGGGGGUCAUGUGAGCUGGACGAUGAGGCCUUUCCACCUGGGCUACUCCUCACUGCAGUCAUCCUCUGCCUCAGGCCUGAAGACCAAGCACACUAGCAUUGCCUUCUUGAAGACGCAUAAAACAGCCAGCACCACUGUACAGAACCUCCUCUUCCGCUUCGCUGAACGCAAUAACCUAACGGUGGCGCUGCCAAUCCAGGCGUGUGACCACCAGUUCUGCUACCCACGGACUUUCAGCACCCGCUUUGUGCAUUCUCACACCAUGUCCCCCCAGGUCAUCACUAGUCAUAUGCGCUUUAAUCAUUCUGAGCUGCGUCGCUUAAUGCCCAAUGACACUGUUUAUAUAACCAUUCUGCGGGAGCCGACUUCCAUGUUUGAAUCCCUCUUUAGCUACUACAACCAGUAUUGCUUGAGCUUCAAGCGUGUCCCUAAUGGAUCUUUGGAAGCUUUCCUGGAGCAGCCAUGGCACUACUACCGGCCACAUGAGAAAGACUCCAUGUAUGCUCGCAACACGCUGACCUUUGACCUGGGAGGGGAUAAGGACCGGUCACCCAAGGACAAAGCCUACAUCAAAGGCUUUAUUGGCGAGGUGGAGCGCAUAUUUUCGCUGGUGAUGAUUGCAGAGCACUUUGACGAGUCAUUGGUGCUGCUGCGCCACCUGCUGGCCUGGGACCUGGAGGACAUGCUGUAUGUGAGGAUGAACAUGCGCAGGCCGAGCUCCCGUCGCAGCCUGGGCGCUGACCUGCCGGCUCGCAUACGCAGCUGGAAUGCACUAGACACGGCGCUUUACGAGCACUUUAACAAAUCACUGUGGGAGCGGCUGCGAGCACUGGGGCUGAGCAGUGUAGGGCGCGAGGUGCAUUUGCUCCAGAGUGCCCAGGUCAGACUGGUACAGGGCUGCUUUGGGGGCCGCCUUCCCCAGCUGCGACCUGCUGCCUUCAUUAGGAACAAGGAGCUCCGGCCGUGGCAGCCAAGCCCCAAGGUGGAUAUCAUGGGCUAUGACCUGCCACCCAACGCCUCACGCCUGGGCAGAGGGGCAGGCGCCAUGUCACAUGACCUAUGCGUCAAGCUCCUCAUGCCGGAGGUGCAGUACUCCCGGCUACUCCUCCGCUCUCAGUCUCAACGUUACCGCCGGAGCCACUCGCUGUGGGUUCCUCCGCCUGAGCGUCCCAUCCUGGCACACGCUCACUCGACAGUACGGUCUCCUCUGACCCUUCCCAGCCCCACUCUCAGCUCCCAGGCUACCGAUGCCCGGAGGCAGGCAGGGGCUGUGCCCCAGGUGCUGCACAAAGAGCUGCUGUAGGUUUGACUUGACUCCAUGCUUUUAACAACAAAUUUUCUGCCCUCACAGGAGUGGUUGGUGCACAACAGACCCUCAUCCAUCCUCUCAGAGCACACACCAUCACACUACAGAUUCUCCACUUCCUCCUCACUACAGACCUUCCCUCUCAUCUUCCACUGCUGGCAUCAUUACACACUUCUGCUGCAGUGCAGAAUUACCCCAGCCCUCAAACUAACCCUUGGAUUAUCAUCGGACAAGGUCUAGUGUAGUGUUUCCCAACCCGGUCCUCAGAGACCCCUAGACGGUCUGUUUUUACUUCCUCCCAGAGAGUCCAUGUUUUUGCUGGGAGGUAGCAAAAAUGUGGACUGUCUAGGGGUCUCCGAGGACCGGGGGAAACACUGCACUAGAGGGCAACCUCUAGUUCAAAUCGUAACUUUUGUAUACCAAUGCACAUUGAAUAGGAAGGUCUCAGGCUAUGAACACUUAAGUAAGUUUUCUACACUUAUAAGCAGGUUAAGGAUCUAGAGUGGAUAUAAAAAGUACACACAUCCCUGUUAAAAUGCCAAAAUGUUGAAAAUGAGACCAUGAUAAAUGAUUUAAAAACACU
Paramormyrops kingsleyae is the source of this 5121-nucleotide messenger RNA. RefSeq names its product galactose-3-O-sulfotransferase 3-like. Gene Ontology annotation, molecular function: galactosylceramide sulfotransferase activity. Gene Ontology annotation, cellular component: membrane. Gene Ontology annotation, biological process: glycolipid biosynthetic process. The record is from RefSeq and is a predicted model, not a curated record. NCBI's taxonomy places the organism in Eukaryota, Metazoa, Chordata, Actinopteri, Osteoglossiformes, Mormyridae.